CCCCAUUCCUCUUUUUUUAUUUUUUUCCCUUCUCCCUUUCUUCUUCUUUCCUCUGUCUUGAUUGUGUCUUUCAUUUUUUUCUAUUCCUAUUAUUUAUUUUUAUUCUCGGCUCGUCGCCGAUAGUCAUAUUUCUUACUUCUUUGCGAUCUUUGAAUUGAGCGCCCGACUGGUUCCCUUUCCUUCCCGGUCGCUGCGACGUGUGUUGAGCCUGUUGCUUGUUCGAUCGGUCGCGACCCAUCUAGCCCAUGAUGGACGGUGGCCAGACCUCGACCAGCGCCGCCCCUGCCGGCAACUCCAGCGAUUUUGUACGGAAACUCUACAAGAUGCUGGAGGACCCGUCCUAUGCGGAAAUUGUGCGAUGGGGUGAUGAAGGGGACAGCUUCGUCGUCUUGGAGUGUGAGAAAUUCACAAAGACUAUUCUGCCGAAGCACUUCAAACACAGCAACUUUGCCAGUUUCGUGCGACAACUCAACAAGUACGAUUUCCACAAAGUGAGGCAGAACAACGAGGAGAAUGGACAGUCACCUUAUGGGCAAAACGCGUGGGAAUUCAAGCAUCCCGAGUUCAGAGCGAACAGCAAGGAGUCGCUCGACAACAUCCGCCGGAAGGCUCCCGCCCCGCGCAAACAGACCCAGACCACCGACGACUCGGUCCCCACCCAACAGAUUGAUCUCUUGAAUCAACAGAUCGUGGCACAGCAACAACAGAUCCAGCACUUGUCAGACCGCUAUGCGCAACUGACUGUCGAUCAUCAGUUGAUGUUGCAGGAAGUGAUGCGAGUUCAGAAAACGGUUCUCAACCACGAAAGUGUCAUUCACCAGGUCAUGAACUACCUACUCUCCGUCGACGCCCGCCAGCGGCGGGACAGUAAGGCGGCUGCGUCUUUCCAGGCCCAGGGUCAAGCAGGCUCGACCCUCAGCCCUUCCCAGGUGGCUACAAUGGACGACGAGCCUUCUUCGCCCUUGCAGCAGGCCACCAAACUCUUGAAUGAUAUGAACGCGGAGAUUCAGUUCAACCUAGUCGGCCUCGAUGGGGUUGCUGAUCCGUCCAAGGCUGCCGGGGCGGUUGUACCUGCCCCUGGCAUGGAUGGCGCCUCACGCAAUGGCGUGGUGCGCGCACCUGCUGCGGCAGCAAACCAAGCAUUGGUGUACUCGAAGAUGAAUGGUGAUGUCGAGCCCGUGGUUUAUCCCGUUGGUGCGACCAAUGGAAUUGACCCUAUGUACGGCGAGCAUGUCAAGAAUGUUCCCUACCCAAUGCCGAAACAAGAGGUCGACGACUCUCGGAGACAACAAGUCCAGCAGGUCCAACAGGUCCAGCAAGUCCAGCAAGUACAACAGGUCCAACAAGUUCCCGACAAUCGCAAGAAGAGCGCAAAUGUCGAUCCUGGUUGGGCCCGCAGCCCUCGUAUCUUGCUUGUGGAAGACGAUCAGACGUGUCGUCAGAUCGGCGGAAAAUUCUUAUACUCAUUCUCUUGUAUCAUCGAUACCGCGCUCGAUGGAUUAGAGGCCGUGACGAAAGCCCAGGCCAACCCCGGAUAUGAUUUGAUUCUCAUGGAUAUCAUUAUGCCUAAUCUGGAUGGUGUCUCCGCAACGCAUCUCAUCCGCCAGUUUGAUAGGACUCCUAUCAUAGCCAUGACCUCCAAUAUCAGGAGCGACGAUAUACAGCUCUAUUUCCAGCAUGGCAUGGACGAUGUCCUUCCCAAACCAUUCACGCGAAAGAGUCUUCUCGAUAUGCUUGAGAAGCACUUGUCCCAUUUGAAAGUCGCAUCGCAGACUAUAGAAGCUCCUCAGCCAGCCGUACCUGUCACGAUGGCUGCUCAGAGCUCCGCCGCACAUUCGAUCAAAGAGGACAGCUCUCCAGGCCAGUCACCGGCAACAUCGGUGAACAACUGGCAGUCACCGGGCCAAUACCAAGGCAUGGCUGCUGUACCUCAUAGCAUGCAGCCUGUCCCGAGUCAGUAUGUCCCCACGACCCCGGGUCCCGCUGCAUACGCCGUUGAUCAAAACGGCGUUCAAUAUGCCACUCCCACUGUGGCCCUUGCCCAAGCAGCACCCGCUGCUCGGCCACAGGUACGACGGCAACUUUCAGAAAUGUCGAGUGCGGGUGAAAACCCGGGCAUGGCCAAGAGGCCGCGGAUGUACGCACAUCCAAGCCAGCCUAUCGUCAGUUCCAUGCAGGCCACACGAACCGGCUAGCUGACGUGCGGCUAUCUUUGUAUCACUCCCCGCCACUCCCACCUCCCCUUUUGCAAUAGCGGUGAACCUAGAUUCCAUCCAUCUACUUCUUCAUCUCUCCGCUCGUUGAACAUCCUAUCCUCGAGCUCUCCAUUCCAUGAGUUUCCAUAACGUUUUUGCGAUGGUUAUUAAACCAUACCUUGUGGUGACAUUCAGGAGUUGUGCUACAUUUCUGUCCCUUUUGGAAUUAUACGAUAUAUCACGGUGUCG
Aspergillus aculeatinus CBS 121060 is the source of this 2444-nucleotide messenger RNA. It is a transcript of the gene skn7, whose product is annotated as putative stress response transcription factor SrrA/Skn7. Gene Ontology annotation, molecular function: sequence-specific DNA binding; phosphorelay response regulator activity; DNA-binding transcription factor activity. The transcript has 7 exons. NCBI's taxonomy places the organism in Eukaryota, Fungi, Ascomycota, Eurotiomycetes, Eurotiales, Aspergillaceae. Bases 246 to 2195 code for a protein of 649 amino acids. Gene Ontology annotation, biological process: phosphorelay signal transduction system; regulation of DNA-templated transcription. The record is from RefSeq and is a predicted model, not a curated record.